ACUGAUUGUUACACUUCACUGGCAUUAGUUUGCAACCAUUCUCUGCAGUUUCCCGCAAUUCGGGAGAAGUCCAAUCCGAUGUUAUUUUCUUGUGUUCUGUACGGACGAUAUGUUGUCAAGCGGUCAGCUGUUUCCGGUCUAUGAAAAUACAGGUGGCUCAAUAGAGAACCACGAAAAACCCGGCUAAUUAGGUACUUUUAAUUAAAUAAGCAGCGGGUUCGACCAACGAGCCAGAGUAAAUGAGCAGAGUGUGAUGAAGUUUUAACGCGUGGUCAUUCUCCUCCCUUAAUUUCCUUUUGGUUAUCACGGAUAAUGUUGAAGGAAGAGCUGGAGGCAAGCACGCCGAGAAAUGCUGAUAACUCGUACAUAAUUGUACCGGACUCAGGAAGUAACGACGUGGCCAAGGAGUCGAACCAGAGGCUUGUGAUAGAAGAGAGGUUGGCCAACAAAAUGUUUUCAUAUGCAAGGGAAAUCUGUUUUUUCCUUGCGGUUACCUUCACCGCCCUAACUGCACUCCACAGCUCAUCACCUAAAGUGUCAAAGCCACCUACAGCCAAGCCAUUUUUUAACCAUAGUUCUAUCGUGCUAGAUUUUUAUAAAGGUCACGUUGGAGCUGUGAUAGAGAAAUUUCGUGAGUCUGAUUUUAGUUUUGUUAUGUACUAUGCUCCAUGGGACGCUGACAGUCAAGCGGUGCGUCCAGAAUUCGAAAAAGUUGCUCAGUAUUAUAAUACACAGGUGUCUUUCGCUGCUAUCAAUUGUUGGCAUCCAAGCUCAGAAUGUAGAGCCCAAUAUAAAAUUCAAAAAUAUCCUCUCUUAAUACUUUAUCCAUCAAGAGAAUCUGGUUUAACAUACAAAGGUAUUCGUACUUCGCAAUACAUGAUUGGUUUUCUUCAUGCAGUGAUGAAUCCGAUUGUUAGAAUCACUCAUCCGGAUCAAUUAAUGGACUUAACUGUUAAUUAUGAUGCUGUAGUGGUAGGAUUUUUUAAUUUUACAAGGUUAGACAGAACACCUGGUUACAGAGAAUUUCAUAAGGCUGCUAUUCGUAAUCUAGAAAUUGAUCCUAACAGGGAAUUGGUAUUUGCUAUUGUUACCAGUGCAUUAGCUAGCAAAAGAGAUCAUAAUGUUUAUAAAUUUCCAUCAGCGAAUUUACUCAUGUGGAAUGAAACCCUUAGUUAUCCAGAAGAUUCUGAAUGGACUUCCGAAAAUAUAUUAAAUUGGGUCAGGAACUCUGUUCAUCAACCAACACUAUGGCUACAGCCUCCUGGGGUAAAAGCAUUCACUUUAGCACCAUAUCUGAAAGAGGGGCCUGUACUUUUUCUCUUCACGCCUCGUAAUCCUUUUCACCUCGAAAAUUACAAUUACAAUUUGAUAAAAGAAAUCGGACUUCAAUAUUAUAACUGUGCACACAAUCAUUUAACUAAAGAUGUCAGAGUACGACUCAGUUUUAAUCGUCUCAGUGCUCUCAGUAGGCAUGCCAAGAGAAAUCAGCAGUGUAUAAAGAUUCUGAAAGAGAACAAAAAUCAGUUAAACGAAUCAGUCGUUAGUAUUUCUAUUCAACGGUGGAUUAAUGAUAGUUGUUGUGCUAAUAUUGUAAUGAAUAAAUGUUCUUUAUGUAAAAAAGACUUAUCGAACAGUGCAGAAAGGGAUACGUCCGUUUGUAGGCUUGACACAGAUAAAUUAGACAGUGUCUUUAAUAAAACAUUGUCAUUGAUAGCAAUUGACAGUUUGCAUUAUUUCCAUUUUGCAGAAGGUCUUGGAAUAGACAUUUUAAAGAGGAAAGAUAAGACUGCUGUUGUAAUAUUAGAUGCCGCACAUGAAAGUCAAUAUGUUAUGCAGGACGAUUUUAAUCGAUACACACUUGUACAAUUUAUAAAUAAUUAUACUCAAGGUUUUUUACAACGCACUCUACGCUCGAGUAGCUCAAGACGUUUCACUGAGAAGUUAAAAAAUAACGUCACUUGCGAAGCGAACGAUGUCCCGAGAAGUAUGUGCAUACCGGAAUUAACAACUGAAACUUUCUUGGAUACUAUUUUAGAUCCGAUAAAGGAUGUAGUUGUAAUGUACCAUUCUCCGUAUUGUGGGUUUUGUAGCGCAAUUUCGUAUACAUAUUUAUCAGUGGCUCAUUACCUGCGUAAAAUGGAUCAUCUUCUAUUCGUCAGAGUUGACGGUGAUAACAAUGAUUUACCGUGGGAAUAUAAUAUGAACCGACUCCCAUCUAUUCUGUUUUUUCCUGCCAAAAGAAAAGAGGAUAGCACGGUCUAUCCGUUUUCUCUGCCAAUUACCAUUCCUAAUCUCGUUAACUUCGUUUUGGCAAAUUUGGAUGGGGACUCGCACGUCGAAGCUCUUGUAAAUAUUUGUGAAUCUGGAGCCGGUGAGCAACCAGAUACAUGCAUUGCUCGAACACGUUGGCUGUGCCUAGAUAUUAUUCAACAAUUGCUCCGGGAUUAUCGAAAGUUUAUUAGACAUAUUAAUUUAUUUGGAAGAAAAAGUGCUAGGAACAAAAGAAAACUAAUUUUAUUAAAGUUAUCGCAUAUUAAGGACAUACACUUAAUGUUAGGUUCUAUCAUAGAUCUCAAGAAAGAUCAACAUAAAGUGGAACUUAUUAGAAAGAAAUAUAGGAAAUAUUACAGAAAUAUUAGAUUAAUUGAGUUAGAUAGUAAAAUGAAUAGCACUCAAAUGGAAGUUGCUAUUCCGCAACAGAUCGUUUCUGGGAGAGAAAGGAUUAAAAGCGAAUUGUGAUAUAAAUUUAAUGAUAGAUAAAUUCUGGUAAAUGUUACUUUAUUUAAGUUCUUUCAUGACCUCAUAUUAUAUGUACAGUAUAUACCUCACAAAACUUUAUUCUGCAAAGGGGAAACACGUCCAGUUGAAAUGUAUAUAUUCCGUGCAAAUGAAUGGGACUUUAUAUUUGAACAGUUUUGUGUUGCUUCUGUGGAUGUGUAUCAUGAAAAGGGUACAUGUUUCUUUACAAUGUUGAAACAGAACAUUCCCUUUUAAUACUCAGAACUGAAGCUUCAAAUAGGGAUCUAUUGAAUCUCUGAAAUAAAUCUUUUAUAUUUUAUAAUAGAAAUGAAAUGUUACUGGGAUUUUACAAUGAAUUUGUUAAAGUAAUUUAUUUGGAAUCGAAAUCUUUACAAUGUACUAUUGGGAAUGAAAUUCAAAACUUCCUUUUUAGUUUCCGAACUUUUAUAAUGGUUUUUUAAGAAGAAUGUAUUUAUAGUUGCUAUUUCCAUAAAGAUAGUAACUCAUUGAUAAGACUAUUUUUUCCAGUGCAUCAUGUGUCUAUACAGGGAGUGUACAUACGGUAGAAUUACUCAUCUUUGAUUAAUAUUCAUGAUGUCUAAUGCCAGAACAGAGAAAUGAAACUCGUACUAUUCCAAGCAUAAAACAGCAAAAGUUAGUAUCCAUGACACACCUUAAUUUUCACACCUAAGUUUUCUAAACUAUUAAACAUUCGAUAAUAAUUUUGAUGAGCUAAUUCUUCAAAAGGAAGAAGUUUCUCUUCUCUUGCAUAGUACGGUUCUAUCUUUGUCUGGCACUCUGUGUGAUUCGAACACUCAUUUACCAAAAAUGCGUGUUACUUGUACAUUCAUGUAAAUAUUGUUAUAGGUAAUAAUAAUAAUAAUAACAAUAAUAAAAGCUCUAUGUUGAUAUAUAAAGGCAGUGCAAUUUCACGAGU
Nomia melanderi (Alkali bee) is the source of this 3676-nucleotide messenger RNA. NCBI's taxonomy places the organism in Eukaryota, Metazoa, Arthropoda, Insecta, Hymenoptera, Halictidae. The record is from RefSeq and is a predicted model, not a curated record.